Messenger RNA from Trichoplax adhaerens, 2187 nucleotides. RefSeq lists its product as uncharacterized. Gene Ontology annotation, molecular function: calcium ion binding; superoxide-generating NAD(P)H oxidase activity. The record is from RefSeq and is a predicted model, not a curated record. The annotation marks the transcript as partial. NCBI's taxonomy places the organism in Eukaryota, Metazoa, Placozoa, Uniplacotomia, Trichoplacea, Trichoplacidae. The transcript has 11 exons. Gene Ontology annotation, cellular component: plasma membrane; NADPH oxidase complex. Gene Ontology annotation, biological process: defense response; superoxide anion generation.
AGUCUGGAUAGAGAUGCAAAAUGGCUUAGUUGGUUUGAACAGCAAUUUGCUGCCGUAGCUGGUGAAGAUCGGCAAAUCAAUAUAGUAGAAUUUAAAAAUGCCUUGAAUGUUAAGGAGUCUUUCUUCGCAGAACGCUUCUUUCAGCUGUUUGAUGAAGAUGGUAGUGGUACUAUCAGUCUGAAUGAGUUAAUGGGCGGAUUAAAUAAAUUAACAAGUGGCGAUAAUUCGGAGAAACUAAGAUUUUUGUUCAAAGUUUAUGAUGUUGACGGUAAUGGAUUUAUUGAUCCUUUUGAGUUAAAGACAGUUCUUCAGUCCUGCAUAAGUGAAAGUUCUCUAGAAUUUAGUGAAUCGAACUUGAAUGCAUUAACGCAGGCGUUGUUCGAGAGCGCUGAUGCUGACGGUAGUGGCACCAUAACCUACGAAGAAUUAGAAGGAGAAUUACAGAAACACCCUGGUGUCAUCGAAAAUUUAACGAUUAGUGCUGCCAAUUGGCUUAAACCACCACCGAAAAAAAAGAAAAAUUCUUUAAAACAAAUUUACCCGUAUUAUUUAACCUUGCGUUAUAUUCGUAACAACUUGAGUAUCACAUUAUUUAUGAUUGUUUAUUGGUUGACUAAUUUUGGUUUAUUUGGAUUUGCUGUUUACCAGCAGCGAGAGAAAAAUAUUUGGAUCAAGAUAGCGCGUGGUUGUGGCUUAUGCUUAAACUUUAAUUGCACAUUUAUUAUGGUUUUGAUGUUAAGGAAAACUUUAACUAUUAUUAGAUCAACGACUUUAGGCUCUUAUUUGCCAAUUGAUCAACAUAUUGAUUUUCAUAAAAUGACUGGAAUUGUUAUCGGAUUCUUUGCCUUGGUACAUACUGUUGCUCAUGUCUUUAAUGUUGUUUUACCAGAUCCUCCAAACAAUCGCAGUGCUGUUGAUGUCUUAUUUACAACCAAGUACAAAAUUGGUUGGGUUGGUGGAACUGCUUACAUAACUGGCUAUCCCUUAGUUAUUAUCUUGUUAGUUAUGAUUAUAUGCUCUAUGCCAUUCGUCAGGCGGAAAGGUUAUUUUCAGGUUUUUUAUUGGACGCAUUUAUUAUUUGUACCUUGGUUUGCUUUACUGAUAAUACAUUGUCCUAAUUUUUGGCAUUGGUUUAUUGUACCUGGAUCCAUCUAUGUUUUAGAGAGAAUUUAUCGUUCCAAAUUCGUUAAAUUAGCGAGAUAUGGUAGAACAUAUAUUAUUGCAGCCAAUAUGCUACCUUCCAAGGUAACACAUUUAGUUAUCAAUAGGCCGAGUAACUUUCACUUUCAGCCUGGAGACUAUGCCUUCCUGCAAAUUCCUGCGAUUGCUAAAUACGCUGAAUGGCAUCCUUUUACAAUUAGUAGUGCACCAGAGCAAAAGCAUACAUUAUGGUUCCAUGUUAGAUCAGUUGGCACCUGGACAACAAGGCUGUAUGAAUAUUUUGAACGAAAGCACGUCGAAGCUGGUAGUGAUGCCCUAGAAACAACACCAUUAUCGCCUACGCAUCGGCAAGAUCGAACAAGAAGUAGCAGUGUGGAUAUCAGUGAUCAAAAGGCAAAUAAAAAACAUCUCAAAGUAUUUAUUGAUGGUCCUUAUGGUACACCGAGUACACAUAUCUUUCAAGCGGAUCACGCAGUUUUAAUCGGUGCUGGAAUAGGAGUUACUCCAUUUGCGUCUAUUUUACAGAGUAUCAUAUUCCGAUAUCGAAGUGCAGCAAGACAAGUUUGCCCUCAGUGCAAUUAUACUUGGACUGAUAAACUGCCAUCAUCAGUUAUGAACCUAAAAAAGGUCGAUUUUUUUUGGAUCAAUCGAGAUCAAAAGGCAUUUGAAUGGUUUAUUAGCUUAUUAAGCCAACUUGAAAUUGAACAAACAGAAGAUGGAAAUUUAAAUCAUCUCUUAGAUAUGCAUAUGUACAUGACCUCAGCAUUGAGAAAAACUGACAUGAAGGCCAUUGGUUUACAGAUGGCCCUCGAUUUAAUUCAUAAGAAAAGUGAGAAAGAUUUAAUUACUGGCUUAAGAACGAAAACAGAAGCUGGUAGGCCUGAUUGGAAUCAGGUAUUUGAUAGUUUAAGCCAAUCCAACCAUGGAAAAGUAUCAGUAUUUUUCUGCGGUUCACAUCAGCUAGGCAGUCUACUAAAAUCUUACUGUCAGAAAUACGGCUUUGAAUUUCGCAAAGAAAAUUUUUAA